Molecule: messenger RNA, 1441 nt
Organism: Aspergillus pseudonomiae
Lineage: Eukaryota; Fungi; Ascomycota; Eurotiomycetes; Eurotiales; Aspergillaceae
Product: glutamine amidotransferase subunit DUG3
Exons: 4
Coding region: 164-1300 (378 amino acids)
Source: RefSeq, a predicted model, not a curated record
UAAACCUCUCCAGAAGCUGCGACUUCGGCCGCCGGGCAAUAGAAUUGCUACACCGUACUCCGGCUACGUCCAUAGCUAUAACCCUUUCCUGGAACCGUUUUAUCGUUGAGCUCCUGGUCGCAAACACUGAAACUCCUUUAGAGAGAGCUUCACUUCUCUCGUCAUGUGCCGCUUUUUGGUAUACAAGGGCCGACAUGAGAUACGUCUCAGCAAAUUAGUUACAGAGCCCAGUCAUUCAAUUCUGACUCAAUCAUAUGACUCCCGUCUUAGACUGGAUAACCGCCGUCCAGUAAACGGCGAUGGCUUCGGAGUAGGGUUCUACACGGACCCCAAGCUCGGCCCAGAGCCAUGUAUUUUCACAUCCACACUCCCAGCCUGGAACUGUGAGAAUCUUGAACGUUUAGCAUCCAAAACUUGCUCCAAUCUGAUCUUCGCGCAUGUCCGCGCAACCACGGAAGGAGCCCUAUCAGAUAACAACUGCCACCCGUUCCAACACAACACGUUGAUGUGGAUGCACAACGGCAACGUUGGUGGCUGGCAGUAUAUCAAGCGGCCGCUGGGCGAUUCGCUCGCGGAUCGCUGGUAUCUGGGCGUGAAAGGCGGCACAGAUAGUGAAUGGGCUUUUGCGUUGUUCCUUGACCUCUUGGAGAAGGAAGGUGUUGAUCCGAGCUCGGAUCCCGGUCCGGAGGGCUUUGGGCAGGCGCUCCUACGACGGGUGAUGGUCAAGACUAUUGCAAAGAUCAAUGAGUUCAUUCGGGAUAUCCCCAAGAGACAUAAUGUUUCUGGUAUUGAGACCCGCAGCUUGCUCAAUUUUGCUGUAACGGAUGGCCAUACAGUGGUUUGUACGCGGUAUAUCAGCAGCAAGACGGAUGAACCUGCCAGUUUGUACUUCUCAUCGGGCACCAAAUGGAAGGAGGGAAAGGUUAAAGGCCACUUCAAGAUGGAACGUCACGAUAAGGGAGCCGACAUUGUCCUAGUGGCAAGUGAGCCGAUUACGUUUGAGAGACAUAAUUGGGUUUCGGUUCCCGCCAACUCGAUUGUUACUAUCCAUAAGCAGACGGUCCUUCUACAUCCCAUCAUGGAUGAGUUCUAUAGCGAGGACUUGAACCAAGACCGCUCAUCCUGCUAUGCUGUGUCGAAGGGUCUCGUUAGCACGGCUCCUGGCACAACAGUCCAACCUCAAAACACUGAGCCAAAGGCUCCUGCAAUAAGCGUCAAUGGUGCUAGAGUAGAUGAUCCCGCAGGAGGACUAGGCCAGCAUCAACUAGAGUUCGCUAACAAAUGUGCAAUUUCACAUUGAGGGCUUUUGCAUGCUUCGAGGUAUUAAGCUGGACUUAAUGAUAACCAACAAUUGAGGUCAUUGGCGUUGGUAUUGGGUCGGGGUAUUCUUUUUGUCUCUGAUAUGGGGGUACAUCAUUUAAUCUUAGCACACAUAGUCUUG